Messenger RNA from Perca flavescens (yellow perch), 4894 nucleotides. It is a transcript of the gene elmo2, whose product is annotated as engulfment and cell motility 2. Gene Ontology annotation, biological process: actin filament organization; cell motility. Bases 1736 to 3907 code for a protein of 723 amino acids. NCBI's taxonomy places the organism in Eukaryota, Metazoa, Chordata, Actinopteri, Perciformes, Percidae. The transcript is spliced from 24 exons. The record is from RefSeq and is a predicted model, not a curated record.
UAGGCGCUUCGCAGGCUACGUUAUCUUUUAUUUGAAGCAGCCUAGACAGAACAGAAGCCCCUAACCACAUUAUAAGAAUAGUAGAAUGGAGUCCGAAAUAUCCGGGUCGCAGUGAAAAGUAGCUGUUGGGGGACAGAAAGAAGAAGAAAAGUCUUUUGGAUCGAAGCUCAGACCGCAGGGUGGUAUUUCUUUUCAGGCAUGAGAUCCUUCGGUGUUGUUGCUAUGCUACCACUGCAGCGCGUGCAGCGAAAUGUGUUGCUAAGUGGUCUCUGUUAUAACCUCCCAGUCAGUAGGCCUAGAGCAGCCCAGUACACAGUCAUAUCUAACGCAGCCAGUAAAGGAAACAGCAGUAACGUUAUUAAGGAUAGAAAACAGUUCCCAUCACUACAGGAAUGCACAACUGUUUUUGUUUUUCUUGUGUAGCAUAAAAGGACUACGACUUAAUUUCGUUUUGCAACCCUGUGUUGUUACAAUGACAAUACAUACACUUUGUAGUUGCCAUCAGCAUGCCUCUCUGUUCUGUCCUUCGCUGACCAACCCAAAAAGUCCUAGCAGGAAAAGCAUAGGUAUAACUAAUAAGAAUAAAUGUUCAAGGGCUCUUUGCAUGCUUUCUCACUUUAUUACUUAAAUAGCAGCUAUAGCCCAAUAUCACCAUUUUCCUAAAGGGGCUUUACAAUCUGUACAGGAUAUGACAAUCUCUGUCCUUAGAUCCUCAUUGUUUGUGGUGACCCACACAACCGAAAGAGGACAUACUACACAAACACACAAGAGGCAAAGCUCAAGCACACCAUUCACACAGAGGAAGAAAGAUACAAGUACAACAUGCACACAAAGGAGAGAGAGACAAGAGAAGAAGCUGAAUCUAUUGGAGGACAAAGAUCCAGAUCCAAAACAUUAGGAAUAGGGCACAGAGAGAGAGAGAGAGAGAGAGAGAGGUCCCAAGACGGCCAAGAUAGUCUCAAAGUUUGUAAGAACAGAAAGUAUCUGGGAUUGAACAUAUGCUUAUUGCACUGCAUAUUCUGCAGAAGUAACUGGGGAUGAGGAAACUAAGUUUGUAUUUAAUUUCAUUUAUUUGUCUGAAGAAAAAAAUGGAAAAAUCAAGGGUGAGCAACAGGCGGCUGUUUUUGGAUAACUUUGGCUACAGUGUCAAAAACAAAUCAAGGAUUAUGGCAUUGAUAUUGAUUAAGCAAGAGAAACAGACUGCUUUAGCAUACCUAAAAUUUAAUAAACCAUCGUGCCAUAAGAGAUAGAAAACUAACCGUAUGAUUUACACCAUUUGCGUUGCAAUCUCCUGCAUGUCUGCUUAAGGAUACGUGUUUCAUCAUUAAACAACGGUGUAGACCUCUUUGACAGAAUUGUUUUAGUUGAAAGAAGUGCAACUGAAUCCAUAAGACUAGAAAGGACUGCGUUUAAGUAACUGGUACAAUUUUUGACAGUUUGUGUCGCUGCAGUGAAAGGAGCCAGGGCCACAGGCAAUCACUCCCCAAGUACAGUCAAAGUUGACUGACCAAUGUGGCGAGAGGAGAGACAAUCGGAGCAGAAACUUGCAGCGAGUGGAUUCGCCUCUACAAACUGAGUCACACCAAAAGUUUCAAGAAAUGCUAGAAAAGGCUUUAGCCUACAUCAUAGAGGAUCAACGCUUCAGGGGAGCUGACUCAGUGGUUUAUACAGCAGAACUGUGACAGGGAUUGACCCCCUCAACACUUCUCCAUUAGGGUGCUGCAAUAAGACAGCCAUGCCGCCCCCAGCCGACAUCGUGAAGGUUGCUAUUGAAUGGCCUGGUGCUAAUGCUCAGCUUAUAGAGAUGGACCAGAAAAGACCUUUGUCGUCAAUUAUACGGGAAGUAUGUGAUGGCUGGUCUUUAUCAGGAUCUGAGCAGUUUGCUCUGCGUUAUGCUGAUGGCCCUCAGCUUUAUAUUACUGAGCAGAGCCGUGGUGAAAUCAAGAACGGGACCAUCCUUCGAUUAGCCAUUUCCCCUGCUCGUGCUGCUCGUCAACUUUUGGAAAGGAUCCAGUCCCACGGUAUCGACGCUCGCCUGGAGGCUCUGAAAGAGCUCGCCAAGCUGUCCGCAGACCCAACCUUUGCCGCGGAGUUCAUCAACAUGGAGGGCAUUGGGACGCUGGCACGUCUUGUUGAGAGUGGCACCCAUUUUGGUGAAAUGCUGGCCUUCACUCUCACUGCUUUUCUGGAGCUAAUGGAUCAUGGCAUUGUUUCCUGGGACCUUAUCUCCCUCUCUUUCAUCAAACAGAUUGCAGGCUAUGUGAACCAGCCGAUGGUGGACGUGUCCAUCCUGCAGCGUUCUCUAGCCAUUCUCGAGAGUAUGGUCCUCAACAGCCACAGCCUCUACCAUCGAGUGGCACAGGAGAUCACCGUUGGACAGCUCAUCGGACACCUGCAAGUGUCAAACCAGGAGAUCCAAACCUACGCCAUCGCUCUCAUCAACGCUCUUUUCCUGAAGGCACCAGAGGACAGACGGCAGGAGGAGUAUACUAACCCGCUGGAGCAGCACCUUACUGAAAUGGCAAGCACUUUGGCUCAGAAACACCUGCGUUCCAUCAUCCUUAACCAUGUUAUCAGAGGAAAUCGACCAAUCAAAGCAGAAAUGGCACAUCAGCUGUAUGUGCUGCAGGUGUUGACCUUCAACCUUUUGGAAGAACGAAUGAUGACCAAAAUGGAUCCCAACGACCAGGCUCAGAGAGACAUCAUUUUUGAGCUGCGAAGGAUUGCUUUUGAUGGAGAAAAUGACCCCACCGGUACAGAAAAGAGAAAGGCCAUGUACUCCAAGGACUAUAAAAUGCUGGGAUUCACUAACCAUGUGAAUCCAGCCAUGGACUUCACCCAGACUCCUCCGGGAAUGCUGGCUUUGGACAACAUGCUGUACCUCGCCAAAGUUCACCAGGACACCUACAUCAGGAUUGUCCUGGAGAACAGCAGCCGCGAGGACAAGCACGAAUGUCCCUUUGGCCGCUGUGCCAUCGAACUCACUCGAAUGUUGUGCGAGAUCCUCCAGGUUGGAGAAUUGCCUAAUGAGGGCUGCAACGACUACCAUCCUAUGUUCUUCACUCAUGACCGGGCAUGGGAGGAGUUCUUCUGUGUCUGCAUCCAGCUACUUAAUAAAACCUGGAAGGAGAUGAGGGCCACAGCUGAGGACUUCAAUAAGGUGAUGCAGGUGGUCCGUGAGCAGAUCACCAGGGCUCUGGCGAUGAAGCCGUCCUCUUUAGACCAGCUGAAGAAUAAACUGCGAGGCCUCAACUAUUCAGAGAUUCUGCGUCUGCGGCAGUCGGAGAGAAUGAGCCAAGACGACUUUCAGUCUCCUCCCAUCAUUGAGCUGCGGGAGAGAAUUCAGCCCGAGAUCUUGGAGCUCAUCAAGCAACAGCGACUCAACCGGCUAUGUGAGGGGAGCUGUUUCCGCAAGCUGGGGAACCGCCGAAGGCAAGAAAAGUUUUGGUUCUGCAGACUCUCACUGAAUCACAAAGUGCUGCACUAUGGAGACCUCGAUGAGUCACCUCAGGGUGAAGUGCCUUUUGAGCUACUUAGUGACAAGAUCCCCGUGUCUGACAUCAAGUCUGUGGUGACCGGGAAGGACUGCCCUCAUAUGAAAGAAAAAAGUGCUCUGAAACAAAACAAGGAGGUGCUGGAGUUAGCCUUCUCUGUCCUCUAUGAUCCUGAUGAGACACUCAAUUUUGUUGCACCCAACAAGUAUGAGUACUGCAUCUGGACUGAUGGGAUGUGUGCGCUGCUGGGCAGAGAGAUGGGCAGUGACCUGACGCGCAGCGACCUAGAUACUCUCAUCAGCAUGGAGAUGAAGCUCCGCCUCCUCGACCUUGAGAACAUCACCAUCCCAGAAGCCCCGCCCCCCGUACCGAAGGAGCCUAGCUCAUAUAACUUUACCUACAACUACAGCUGAGGUGUGUGUGUGUGUGUGUGUGUGUGUGUGUGUGUGUGUGUGUGUGUGUGUGUGUGUGUGUGUGUGUGUGUGUGUAUGUGUGCAUGUCAAGGAUGAGUACACUCGAUCUUUUGAUGAAUUUAGCUGCAGACGUGCACCAGAUAAGGUUACUUUGAAUACUUUUUUUUUUAUUUAUUUCAAAUCCCUGGAGACUUCUCUCCAUCCGUGUUUGUGAUGCUGUAUGGUUAGUCAAAUAGCAGACAUAUGUGAGUUCAGAGGUCAGGGUCCACUACAGAGCAGUACCAGAGCUGGUAUAAUAGGAAUUUUGUGACUGAAUCUCAUUUAUCGGUGCAGUCUCCAGGCAACGGCUCUCAAUUAUUUGCUAUUUAAAGGUAUAAACGCCUGUAAAGUGAAGGAAUACUGUGCCUGAUGGGGAAUAUGGAUGAACGAAUAUAUUUUAGCCAAAUUGUGGCUUAACUGGUCAAUCAAACCAUGAGUGUGGUCUUCAUGGCAACAGAAGAUGAAGUGGCUACUAUUCCAGUUUUAAUACUGUGUUCACUUGUUUCAGUCUGUCCCUCUACAUGACAGACAAACAGUCAAACGUCACACAGGGUAGAGUGCGUGGGCCGAGAGAUUACACAUUCACACACUCCUGAAAUGAGAUUCAGCCAGUGUCUUGCUCAAGGCCAGGAGGAGGGAUACACACACAGUGGGAUUGAACACAACGUUUCUGGUGAAAGGACGUUUAUUUGAAUGGAGUCUGGUGGGUUUAGCGAUAGUGUGUUUGGGGAUGUUUCAUGUUAAACAAAAAAGGAUUGACCUUUGUAGAGAUCCUUUCCACAAUAUUGUCAGAUAAUUAGAACAAUAAUCUAAGCAUGGCAGGAGUAAAACAAGCACUUUUUGUGGACAUAAAUUGAAAAUGAGCAAUUGCCCAUUAACUUACAUUGUAGCUUGUUUCGCCGAUGCCGACUGCAGCGGCCUUGCUUAAUACUGGACGAAUUUCAAAGA